AUGCCUCCCACCGGCUCGUCCUUUACGGCCUUGAAUCUGCCUUCAACGUUUUCACUGCCUCAAUGCAUGGAAUACUUCACCCUUACCGCCGGCCCCAACACUGAUCUCUGGCGAAAACCUCCCAACGGAGACACAUCGACCGCCCCGAUAGUGUUCACCUCGUUGCGAAAUGCGUUUGUCGUGGCCGAGGUUACCGUCAGCGCCGACUGGGAGAUGGAAUGGGAUCAAGGCGGGCUGGUGAUCUUCGCCGGGGCUGCACCCCAGUCUUUCUCAUCGGACAGUCCCGCCUUUGCAUCGCCCACGCGAUCGGGCCGGUAUGACUAUGGACGACUAUCGGAAAGCCGACCCUGUAAAUGGGUCAAGGCAGGCAUGGAGUUCUCAUCAGGGACACUCAACGCAUCGUCCGUCAGCGCAACGGCGGACGGGGCAGAUUGGUGCCAGUCUCCGCUGUGUCUUCCGAAUACCGGGUCGACGACGACGGUCCAAUCACUGCGCAUCAAAUUGGAGCGCGUUGGGUAUUCGCUCUGGAUCUGGUACCAGGUGCCCUCCGCAUCACCGUACGCACGAACUCCGGGCGCCGUGAGCAGCACAUGGCGGAAGUUGCGGGAAGUGACCUGGUUCUUCUAUGGGGUAGAAGACAAGUUUGUGCACGUGGGGGUAUAUGCGAGUCGACCGACUAGUAUUUCACGAGAGGGGACGAUGUGGGAGAUGAUGAAUGGGAGGACGUUGAGCAGUUCCGCGACGAGCGACACGGGCGAUGGGCUGAUGGUGGAAUUUGAGGAUUUGGAGAUAUUCUAA
This is a messenger RNA of Aspergillus wentii DTO 134E9, 798 nucleotides long. RefSeq lists its product as uncharacterized. Lineage: Eukaryota; Fungi; Ascomycota; Eurotiomycetes; Eurotiales; Aspergillaceae. The record is from RefSeq and is a predicted model, not a curated record. The coding region runs from base 1 to 798 and encodes 265 amino acids. The transcript has a single exon.